AUGUGUUUGGAGCGGCUGUGCCGGUCGGGGCAGGCAGGGGCGAGCGGCCAGCCCCGGGGCGGGCAUGCCCGGCUGCCAGCCCGGCUGCCCGGCACCUGCCCCAGCCCAUCUCGCCGCCUGCCCCCAGCGAGCGGGCUGGCAGCGCCCCGUGCCUUCCUCCGCCCGGAUCUCAGCAUGGCUGGGGCAGGGGUGCCGGACACCCAGGACGCUGAAGGCGCUGGGACGUGCCCGGAGGAUGUGCCCUCGCUCAAGGAAAUCGAGCUGCUCCUGAACACUGGGCGGCCCUCUUGCAACCACGUUGAUGAAGUAUGGCCUAAUCUCUUCUUAGGGGACCUAGUAACAGCACACAAUAGAUUUGUUUUGUGGAAGAUGGGUGUGACCCAUGUUUUAAACGCUGCCCAUGGCACAUCAUACAGCCAAGGAGGCCAGGACUUUUAUGGAGCAACCAUUGAUUAUUAUGGUGUACCUGCCCAUGACCUGCCAAGCUUUGAUAUCAGCCAGUUCUUUUUCUCUGCUGCACAAUUUAUCCACAAUGCCUUGAACACGCCAGGAGCCAAAAUAUUGGUACAUUGUGCAGUUGGAGUAAGCAGAUCAGCUUCUCUAGUGCUAGCAUAUCUCAUGAUAAAUCACCACCUCCCAUUAGUUGAAGCCAUCAAGACAGUGAAGGAGCAUCGAUGGAUUUCACCCAAUCGUGGUUUCCUGAAGCACCUGCGAAACCUGGAUGUUCAGCUGCGGCAAAGGAAGGACUGCUGAACAGGCAACCCUAUCUACAUCCACCCCACUGAGUUUCACCCUGCAGAGCCGCUGUGCACAUACAACUUCCCAUGAUCCGUGCACACUGCAAAAAUGAGACAAUUAUGCAUCGACAUAAAAGGCCAAGAGAACGGUAAAUGGAUUAAUUCUGAUAGCUCAGUCCCUCCAAAACCAGCACAGCCAACAGCAGCACUAUAACCACUGCGCAGGGUGGAACUGCUCUGCCUUGAGUGGUGCUACUGGAUGAAUGCACUGAAGUGGUUAAGACAGACCAAGUUUGUCCCUGGUUUCUGCUCAUGCCAGAGGCAAGUUCAAUAUUUGCACCUAGCUGGAAAGGAUGUUUGAGUCCCCUUUACUUGGGAGCGUAACAUCAUCAUCUUUCUCAGUUUGGUUACAGUUCUCACAUGCAUGUUCUCCUAAGAAAAAUGUUGCAUUUCAGGCUUGAUGAUAUGACAAGGACAGUUUCUUGAGAGCCCAGGCACCCCUACAGAAAUGUUCCUCUUUUUCUGGUCUGCUAAACAUUAUGGUGUGUCAGCCACAAGACCCACACCAGCAGAAUAAAUGUUUGCAGCCUGGGUCAGCAAACUGCACGAGUCUUUUCUUGUUAAAUAUGUUUUCAAAAAGAUAAUGUAUAUCAUGUAGUAUAUAGAGGAUGUUAAAAAGACUAUGUCAGGUCUUCAAAGCAUUUUGUAAGUUGGACUCCUCAGCUCACUUGCACUCCAAAUUAUCCUAAAUCAGUUCUGUAUCAGUAGCUUUGGAUCACCCAUGCUUUAAUAUCAGGUAGACAUUUAGCUUACAUCAGUGGCUUGGCCUAAUUGAUACAAAUUAGUUUUAAGAUGCUUUGAGGAUGUCACUUUUCCUGUCACCAGUUAAUCAGUACUUAAACCAAUGUGAUUUUUAAUACAGCAGCAGCAUUUGAAAUUCAUGCUACCACUCUGCCUGAAAAUUAGCUUGUUACCUUGUGGUGAACCAUGAAAUGAUAAUCAAAUUUAGUUUUGCCCUUUGCUGCUGGUUGGAUUUAUUGAUUAGUUGACCUUAAAAGAUUCCCUGACAGAUUAAGUAAAUACAUUUCUGCUUGCUUGUUUGCAUUUGAAGCAUCAGUUCUGAUCAUUUUCUUCUCUGCUGGAAGACACUUGCAAGGUUAUUAGAAGACUAAUACAAUGGUGACUUGUGAGUUGAACCUCUUCCUUUCCAGACCACAUUUCCUUCUUCAUUCUUGCAGAGGUUAUGACAUGAAUGCUGAUUCUGCCUAGCAUUUAGAGGAAUGUAGAAAUCCCUCCCUAUUUCACUGUACACAAGUGCUUUGCAAAAUAAGCGUAUUUAAGAUCCUUUCAGACAUCCUUUUGACUGUUGAGAUUUUCCUAAAUGUUGCAGAAGAUCUCCAUUGAUGAGAGAAAGGUAAGACAUUGUUGUGUGAAAAGAUCAAAUAGGAAAUCACAUUUAAAACCCAACAGUGCUAGGACAAUCUUUAUACCUCACAAAGCAGCAGAGUGGUGGAGGAGGAGCUUUUUUUGCUUUGAAGUUCUCCAUAAAAAUUAAUAGGGAUUUAUAUGAGUUAAUAUUUCAUUAUAAUUUAUACUUCAUUCACAUUACAGUAGGUUUUAGUCUGGAAACCUUUUGAAGACACAGCAUUAAAAAAUCUGAAAUUCAUGUGAGUGAAAUAAUGCAUCUUAAUGACUUUAGGCUGGGCAAAAUUAGACACAUAUGAGCAAGAUUAAUGGAAUCCUCCCAUCAGGAUAAUGUUUUGCAUGCCUCUGAGCAUCUGUCCUACAAAGCCACAGCUGUGAAAGCUGCUCCUGUUGUAAAUUAGUACCUGCUCUUGAAGAUACUGCUCAUCCUGGGAGAGCAUUGUUUCACCAGGGGCAGGGAAGGGAAGAGCACAGAGUGAAGCUGACUCAGUAGGGCAUCCAUGCCACCAAUGGCAUGGUAGUGAUCUUGGAAGCACGACUUACUUAUCUCAGUGGAAGGAAUGAAUUAGGCAGAAACUUUUUUCAAGGGCAUUGUCAAAUCACAGAAGUGCUUUUAAUUUGUGGCGUCAGUGUUGCUUAUAUUUCCUGCCUAUCUGUAUUGCUUCCUUAUAUACAGAUUUACUUUGAGUGCACAUUUGUGCAGGGAAAAAGAUUCCAGUCAACAUAAGCAAAAGCAGAAGAAUAGUCCUGUAACUUCUUAAAACAGAAAGCAUGGUCUGCUGCAGUUUGCUAAGAGGAAAAGGGACCUCCUUACCUGUCACUUACACUAUCCAUAACUCAAGUCAUGAUGUGACAUGACAUUAGUACUUCACUGCUUUCCACUAUCAGCAUAAAAACUUGUAUUUUGAAUGGUAUUUGGCAAGUUAGAUUAAGGAACCAAAAUGAAGGAAAAAUACUGCCUCCCCAGUGGCACUUCAUUCAGAAAAUACACAUUUGUCAAGAGGGUCUACACAACCUGGGAGAAGGUGGAAGUGAAAGGAACUGUCCCCACUACAGCUCUGGCAUACUUAGAUCUGCUUAAAGCAAUCACAAAACCAGUCACCUGAAGGGACCUAUGUAGAGUUCCAGUGAAAACACCUCCUCAUUUCAUUUUCCAGUACAAGAACUGGGGGCAUUAGAUGAAGUCAGUGGAAAUCAGGUUUGAAACAAUAGGAGGGGUUUACAUGAGCUGUAUAACACUUGCCACAGAAUGCUGCAGAGAGUAAAAGCCUAUAGACAUUCAAGUGGAAAAGUCUGAGGGACAGAAAUCCAUUCAGGGUUACCAAAUACUUAGAAACUCCAUCCAGAUCAGCAAGCUCAUAAACUGCAGCUGGAAGCUGGGAGAGUGUUAUUAUUAUUAUAUACACAAGUAUAAUUAAUGCUUGUGUGUUCUUACAUUCUGUAGGCAUUCACUUUCAGCCACAGCUAAGCACAAGACAGUGGGCUUGGUGAACCUUGGGUAAGGCCCAGGACCAGUGUUCUCAUGGUGUUUAUUUUGAACUCACCCUCAAGCUGUGCUGUCCCUUCUUUCCUGGUAGCUUAUUA
This is a messenger RNA of Passer domesticus (house sparrow), 3746 nucleotides long. RefSeq names its product dual specificity phosphatase 13A (gene DUSP13A). Gene Ontology annotation, molecular function: protein tyrosine/serine/threonine phosphatase activity; MAP kinase phosphatase activity. Gene Ontology annotation, biological process: protein dephosphorylation; negative regulation of MAPK cascade. NCBI's taxonomy places the organism in Eukaryota, Metazoa, Chordata, Aves, Passeriformes, Passeridae. The record is from RefSeq and is a predicted model, not a curated record. Gene Ontology annotation, cellular component: cytoplasm.